Messenger RNA from Biomphalaria glabrata, 1881 nucleotides. RefSeq lists its product as uncharacterized. The coding region runs from base 129 to 608 and encodes 159 amino acids. The record is from RefSeq and is a predicted model, not a curated record. The transcript is spliced from 7 exons. Lineage: Eukaryota; Metazoa; Mollusca; Gastropoda; Planorbidae.
GCUAGGCCGUGUUUGUAAAUACAAUAGAAAGUAUAUAAGUUGAACGAAAUUCUAUUGCCCUACACAUUUCUGAAAAGUUCAGAGUUUUAAAUAUUCAGCAAUAGAUAAAGGUGCAAACGAGGUUCAACAUGCCUGCCGUCAUCCUUUUGGCCAUUGUCCUGUCUGCAGUUCUGUAUGACACAAUCUCGGCGUGCACUACAUGCUCUCUCACUGACACUGGAACAUGCGAUGCUUAUAACAGCUACAUUAAUUGCUUGAAGGAUAUAACUGCAGCCAAUGGCUGUUCUGCCUUGGAAGAGACAGCAGCCUCAUUAUCCCUGGCUUCAUUAAAUUCAUUGCAAUGCUCAGAAACAACCACUGUCAUGACGUCUAUUGUGUGUGUAUGCUCUGUCAGUGAAACUGGAACAUGCGAUGCUUAUAACAGCUACAUUAAUUGCUUGAAGGGUAUAACUGCAGAAAAAGGCUGUUCUGCCUUGGAAGAGACAGCAGCCUCAGUAGCGCUGUCUUCAUUAAAUUCGUUGCAAUGCUCAGGAACAACCACUGUUACAACGACCAUUGUGUUGAUGGCUGCACUUUCGUUCUUAAGUUACAUUUUAAGUAAAAUCUAACUUUAAACACCAUCCAUCUAGAAGUAAAAUGAAGGAAAGUUAAAAUGUACAUUAGAAUAUGAUAUUUUGUUUAUAGGAAACCUCAUAAUUUGCGCUAUUCUAUUUUAGCUUUGUCAUUAUAGGAAUCCUUGGGCCUUAUGCCUCUCUUAUUUGCCUUUUGUGAGGGCUUUAUAUGACAUAAUCUAACAGGCUGAUGACCAAAAAAAAUAUAUUUAAUUUUUUUGUUUCUAUCUAAAGCCAAGCAUUUCAAAACAAGUAUCAGAAAAAUACAUUAAAUUAAAAAAAUGUUAUUAAAUCAUCAUUAAUCUUAAGACAGAAGGAAUUAGUUUUCAUUUCGUAUUUUAAUUCUCAGUUAAACAAUAAUCUGAAUCAUACAUUUGUUUUACAUUGCUAAACCCUUGUGAUUUGCGUGCCGUGUGUGUGUGUGUGUGUAUUGUUAUUAAUUAUAUUUGUUGUGUUAUGCAAAGUAAAUGGUUUGCAUGUAAAUUUAAAAAUAACAACCAAAUUUUGUUCGCGGAGAGUGUCAAUUGAAAGAAAUAUAAGACUGACGGGAUGCGAUUCAGAAUGUUCUGUUCGAUUCUAUUGCAAAUAUUGACAGCCUAAUAAUUUUCACGAUACAAUUUAAACACAGUAAUGUCCUCUUUGUUACAAUUCGAUUUUUAAGAUCCAGUUUAGAUCAUUAAAGCCAUCUAAUACAGUAAGCCAGUAACAUAGACAAAGAAGAGAACGUGAGAUGAAGAAAUGUGGAGGCGAUGACAGGAAACAUUAAUACAAAAAUGUGAGAACAAAAAAUUGUAAGAAAUGUUGAAACAAAUCGACAAACUCGACCCCAUAUUUAAAGAUUGUUGCUUUCCAACUAGAUAAUAAUAUAUAUGGUGUGUGUGUGUGUUGGAAAAGAAACACGGAAAAUUUGUGUGUGAACAAAUAUUAAACUUCAUACAACACAUGAGAUAAUCAACACUUCUUGAAGUCUUUACAUGGGAGACAAACAACGAGCUAUUUAUAGUUUGGUAUCCGCCAUAGGAUGAGCAUAAGAACGACACCUAUUUUUAAAUGUCUUAAUUUAAUUUAGCGACAAAAUAUUUUCUGGAGCCAUUUACAACUGCGAUGGCUUAAACAUAAAAGUGUUUAUAGAUGUAAAAGUUGGAUCAGUUACACCACGGAACAAAGCAUAUUUUAAUAUUAUUCCUAGCAGUAUUUAUUGUAUUCAUUUGUAGUUGUGCUAUCCUUACUUAACGAACAUGCAAAUAAAGCAUUCAAAUAAUAGAAUGUA